This is a messenger RNA of Xenia sp. Carnegie-2017, 591 nucleotides long. RefSeq lists its product as uncharacterized. The coding region runs from base 18 to 470 and encodes 150 amino acids. The record is from RefSeq and is a predicted model, not a curated record. Gene Ontology annotation, molecular function: protein binding. The transcript has 3 exons. Lineage: Eukaryota; Metazoa; Cnidaria; Anthozoa; Malacalcyonacea; Xeniidae.
UCGAUUCAUGUAUAAUCAUGUUCCACCCAAACAUCAUAUUGCCAUUAGAAAUUUAUCGCUGCAUUUUGCUACAUCUGCCUUUCAAAGAUGUUAUUCGUUGUAUGUUGGUGUGUAAAGCUUGGAAGAGGAUGUUGAGCACGAAAAGUUUUUGGAAAAGUUAUAUUGUGAAACACUUUGAUCUUGAUGUAAAAUCAGAUAUUUCUAACGAGUAUCCUUUGGCCACGUGGGCUUCCAAGGCAUCGGAGAAAGAAUAUCCGGAAUCUUGGUAUUGUUACUACAACAACAGAGAUGAUGCUUAUGUCAUUCGACCUUUUCCAUCAAUGUGGAAUUGUGGUGUGAUCCACCCGUAUGGAUUGGAUCCUCUUGCUGGAGAUGCUGAAACAAUACAAGGAUUAAUUAGAUCUCUUGAGAUUUUGACUUAUAUGAAAAGUGAAUUAGUUCGUCUUGACAUCAACUGUGGUGAGUCAUAAAUGCACUUAUUAUAUCAUACUUAUAUUCUUACUCAGAUGGACUUUUGCAUUUCUCCUAUUGUUGUAUUACAUAAUAGCUAUUGUGUUGCAAGAUCCUUGAAAUAGAAAUUUUUCUCAUGUA